This is a messenger RNA of Vespula vulgaris, 4455 nucleotides long. RefSeq names its product leucine-rich repeat and immunoglobulin-like domain-containing nogo receptor-interacting protein 3. The transcript has 4 exons. The coding region runs from base 914 to 3646 and encodes 910 amino acids. Gene Ontology annotation, molecular function: protein binding. Lineage: Eukaryota; Metazoa; Arthropoda; Insecta; Hymenoptera; Vespidae. The record is from RefSeq and is a predicted model, not a curated record. Gene Ontology annotation, cellular component: plasma membrane.
CCACAGGACGUAGCGCGACGCGACGUUGCCAAGCUGUUCGCGUCGGCGCGGUUAUAGAGUAGAAGCGACGUUGCCAGUGAGGUGAAUGCUGAUGAAGAAGGAGAGAGAGAGAGAAAGAGAAAGAGAGAAAAGAGAGAGAGAGACAGAAAGACAGAACGGAGAGAAAGAGAGAGACAGAUAUAGAGAGAAAGAGAAAGAGAGAGAGAGAACCGGUGGUAGCCACGAGGAGGAGCACGGUCGGUCGAACCGACCCAACAGUCAGUUUUUGCCUCUCGUACGCAGUGGGCGACGCUGCUCGUGACGGGACGCACGAGCGUGUCAUGUCACACGCGUGACAAGAGUGUAACGCCGCAACUAUACGGCGGGACAGAGAGACUGACGAAGAUCCAGAAAGAGGGAGGAAGGAAAAGAGUAGAACGAGAGAGAGAGAAAAAAAAAGAGAAAAAGAAAAAAUAAAAGAGAGAAAAUAAAGAGAAGGAAAGGAGAAGGUAACGUGUGCGUGCGGUCGUUGUGCCGUGGCGGGUUUUAUUCCCCGUGUGCGAUUUUAGGAUCGAAAUAAUCGAAUCAUCAAAACACGCACGCACAAUUAUGUUACCGGCUCUACAAAGCGACAACAGUAAUAAUAUCGUCACCGCCAACAAUACCGCCGUCGCCGUCGCCGUCGCCGUCGCCGUCGCCGCCACCAUCAUCAUCGUCAUCAUCACCACCACCACCACCAUCGUAAACCUCGUAACCGUCAACGACGACGACGACAACGAUGAGAACGAGAAGCUGUCCGCUUUAAGAUCAUGCGCCGGAUUUUUCGCAAACGGUUAAGAGAUCAGACCACGACACCCUGCUAAAUAUCGCCGGCUCACUUCCGAAUAAUUUGCUUUUCCGCGGCAUCGCCGUGACUUUUGAAUAGGUCUUAGGAAUGAGGGAGCGAGCUUUGGCGAGGGUUUCGCGGUGGUGGUUGAUCUUACUCUUCGUGGUGGUGCGCGUCGAGGGCACGCAAACUCCUUCGUCGUCCUCGAUCUCUGGAAAGAGAUCUGCGACGGGGAUAGAAUGUGCCGCGGGUUGCGAAUGCACGAAGAACGAGGAAAGUCUCUUCUGCGAGUCACGCAGUUUCCUUGGUCUUGGGAUACCGCAAGAAGCGGACACCGUUAUCCUGAGGAAUGUUCAAGCUGCCGCGAUUCCAGUCGCGGCAUUGGAAACCUCUGUUGCACUGAGAAGUCUCAUCUGGACGUCCAGUGGAAUCGAAAGGAUAGAGCCUGGUGUAUUUCGAGCGACGGAAUCUCUCGAGAGCCUCAACUUAGGUGAUAACAGGUUGGCAGAACUGCCAUCGGACGUCUUCCACCCGUUGCACCGACUACAGUACCUGAAUCUCACCGGUAAUCGGUUGAUCACCCUGCCGCAGGUCCUCUUUCAGGGCCUCGAUAGUCUCCACGAGAUACGUCUAGCGACAAAUCAUUUGUCCGUACUGCCCUUCCAAGCAUUCGGUCCAGUAAGAGGAUUACUCCGUUUGGAUCUGAGCGAAAAUUUGUUGGUGUCUCUGCCGGAUCAUAGCUUUAGACCCAAUAAACAAUUGGAGGAACUCCGAUUAUCCGCCAACAGACUCACGAAGUUACCCUCGAGACUUUUCUCCGGUCUCGCUCUGUUAAAAGUGCUCGAAUUAGCCGACAACGAGAUCGAUGUACUGCCACGUGGUCUUUUCGCCGAACUCGCGUCCCUGGAAUACUUGGAUCUAGCUGGCAAUCCCGUCAUUCGUCUAACCAACACGGCCUUUCAAGGUCUCUCCAGUCUGCGAUGGCUCAAUCUCGAGAGGUUACCGAUCUCCAAGCUACCUGAAGAUCUUUGGCGACCGACUAGCAAACUGAGAACUCUUUUAUUGUCCAGCACUCAAUUGGAGAUACUUCGGGAUGAGAAUUUCGCAGGGUUGUUGGAGCUGGAGACUCUCGAAUUGACAAACAGUCCAUUGCGCGAGAUCUCUCGACACGUGUUGGACGAUACGCCGUCCCUUCGAAGGAUAGAUUUACGGGACAACGAUUUAGCUUUCCUUCCAGCCAACGUUGCUCAACUACCAUAUCUUGGAGAACUGCAGCUUCAAGGGAAUCCAUGGGCCUGCGAUUGUCGCAUGUUCUGGUUUGUAAAAUGGGCGGAAAGCAGAACCCAUUUACGUGCAGCUUUCAAAAGUGGCCUCAGGUGCGGACACGAGAUCGACGGUACCAUCAAUACCUUGCAAACUCUUCGUUAUCUAAACUGUACACCACCGACCCUGGCACGAGUUUCUUUCACCAAUCAGUAUCUAUUGCUAAGUUCGGUUCUACUGGAGUGCGAGUUUAAUGGCAACCCGGCGCCGUCCUUGGCUUGGGUCACUCCAAAGCUCAAGGUUCUUCACUGGAACCCCGAUCCGGCAUUCCCUGAUGCAUUUGUAGAGCAUCCUCACGUACACGGAUGGAAACUGGACGAACCGGUCGAAGACGAUGGGAGGAUACGCAUUCUGGAGAAUGGCUCUUUGUACAUUAGCAAACUACUCAGGCAAGACGUUGGGCUUUACAGAUGCUUCGCCGUUAAUCCUAUAGCGAAUACAACAGCCUACAUUAUGUUGGAAAUGGAUCCCAUAACACUUCACAACAUCCAAAUCUUCAGUAUAGUAGUGGGUGGAGUCAGCGCAACGGCCUUCCUCCUGUUGACCCUAUUUUUGCAGUUGAUUCGAUACUUUUUCCUGAGGUGCGGUUGUAUAAAAUGGUGUCUUUGCUGCAGGCGCGUGGGUGCGACACCAAGAGCAAAACAAAUUUAUCAGAUGUUGGAUAACAUAGAGCAGUAUAAGAGUCAACAAUUGGAGAGAUUGCGUGAAAAUUAUACUCAACAAGUGCACAGGAUCAAGGACAACUGUGUUCAGCAAGUGGAAUGGAUUCGGGACAGUUACGAGGGUCAGAUGAGACACAUACGCGACAUCAGGGACUACGGUACCAGCCAUCUCACCGCGCUAAGAGACCAGUAUUACGAUCAGGUGAAGAGAGUGCGAGAUUACUCAACGAGUCAACUUAAUUGGGUCCGAGAAAAUUACGUCUUCCAACGGAAUAAAAUUCGCAAGUUCAGUGCUCAUCAGGUAUUGCGGCUAAGGGAGAGCUACAAGUAUCAACAGCAAACGUUAAACAAAGUGUUGGAAAAUCUACCGAAUCUUUAUUUCGACAAUUGUCGAAGUGGUUCCUGUGGGAAGAGCGACUCCGUUGUUUUUGAGAAUAGUAAAGAAGAUGGUUACGGAGGACCAGAUACGUACUUCAAAGCAAAGAUCAACGAUAUGACGGCGGGUACUAGUUUGGAAGAUAUGAACAGCGAAUAUUAUACACCCACGGAAUUAUCCUCUCUCAGUCCACACGGUAUAAAUAUAUUGGACGGUAUUCAUAUAAAUUAUAUCGAAAACAACGGACCAAGGGCACCACUGCAAAUCAUACUUCCUCCGCCUUCCCCGGUCAUAUUGCAUUGCAUCGAGGAAUAUGGAAGUUCUACGUCCGUUUGCAAUGAGUUCGAUCAGAGUAAACCGGUUUACAGAGGUUCAAGCGCUGAGAUACUGGCCGGAGAAUCACAAAAUGUACCGGAGGUUCUUGGACUACUCGCUCCAUGCACCAGUUUACCAGAACUUCCACGUGAGACUAAACUCUAGCCUAUCAAAAUCGAGCGGUGUGCAAGCAGCCAAACCACUACAAGGAAACAACGCGACUUUUCAUUCAACGAUGGAAUUGACGCGAGGGUGUAUUUUGCUUGGUGAACAUUAGAUAUAUGAAAUAAUAAUAAUAAUAAUAAUAAUAAUAAUAAUAAUAAUAAUAAUAAUAAUAAAUAAUAAUAAUAAAUAAUAAUAAUAAAUAAUAAUAAUAAAUAAUAAUAAUAAUGAUAAUAAUAAUAGUGAGAAAAAAGAUUAAAUGGAAGCUGUGCUUUCGUAAUGGCCAUUGUUCAAAGUUGUUCCGUGGCGCUAAAUCGCGUUACCCUCAUCAAGAAUUCGAAUGGCGGAAGUUGCUCCCCGACUUUAAGAGAAAAAAAGAGAGACAUCCGACAACAUUCGAGGUGAACGAACUUCAGUGCCAAGGAACCGAACAAUUUCUCUGUUCUUUUUGUUUCUUCCGUGUGUUCGAUGAAUGUCGAAUUCGUGUAAUAUGUGCGCGAUACUUUUAUGGGGACGUUCGAGGGAAAACGAAAGAAAAGAAGAGAAAAAAAAAAAUGCGGACAAUUUUCAAGAAACAAAAUCUAGUAUCUUGGAAAUUGUCCGCUCACGGUGUACUUUUUCUUUUGAUUGUUAUAUAUCGUUGUCGGAAAAAAGAGGGGGAAAAAAGGGGGGAAAACAAAACGAAAAACACAGAACAUUCGAGAAAGAAAAUUAUUGGACGAAUGGAUGUGUUCUUUCGAAUCGAGAAUCUUUUCGAAAAAGAAAAAAAAAAAAAAUACAAAUGAGAAUUUGAUUAGAUUUCUGAAUGGAAG